Messenger RNA from Zonotrichia albicollis (white-throated sparrow), 6169 nucleotides. The record is from RefSeq and is a predicted model, not a curated record. NCBI's taxonomy places the organism in Eukaryota, Metazoa, Chordata, Aves, Passeriformes, Passerellidae.
GACGCGGUGGGCAUCCUCAUCCUCUGCCUGGCUUCUGCGGCGGCAGCGCUGGACUUCAGGUACCACCACACCGAGGAGCUGGAGGAGUUCCUGAAGGGGGUGCACGCCGCGCACCCCUCCUUCACCCACCUGCACAGCAUCGGCCGCUCGGUGCAAGGUAGAGACCUGUGGGUUCUUGUUCUGGGAAGGUUUCCAACCCAUCAUAAGAUUGGCAUUCCAGAGUUCAAGUAUGUUGCUAAUAUGCAUGGGGAUGAGACUGUUGGGAGAGAAAUCCUGCUCCAUUUGAUAGAUUUCCUGGUGACCAGCUAUGGACGUGACCCAGUUAUUACCCGGUUGCUCAAUAAUACCCGGAUUCAUAUCAUGCCAACCAUGAAUCCUGAUGGAUUUGAAGCUACAAAAGUGCCUGAUUGUUAUUACACACCAGGAAGGUACAACGGGAAUGGAGAAGAUCUGAACAGAAAUUUUCCUGAUGCCUUUGAGGACAACAGGGCCAACAUUCAGCCAGAGACUCAAGCAGUAAUGGACUGGAUCAAAAACGAAACGUUUGUUCUCUCAGCAAACCUGCAUGGGGGUGCCCUGGUUGCCAGUUACACCUUUGAUAAUGGUAACCCAGUUACUGGCUCUUUGAAAGGCUAUAGCAGAUCUCCAGAUGAUGAUGUCUUUAUUCACCUGGCAAAAACCUAUUCUUCCAACCAUGCCAGCAUGUACAAAGGGACGGGCUGUGACAGCAGGCAAACCUUCCCAGAAGGCAUUACCAACGGGUACUCUUGGUACCAGCUGGAAGGUGGAAUGCAAGAUUACAACUAUGUCUGGGGACAGUGUUUUGAAAUUACACUGGAGCUGUCAUGCUGUAAAUAUCCUCCAGAAGACCAGCUGGGAAAGUUCUGGAGAGACAACAAAGUUGCUCUGAUCGAAUAUAUCAAACAAGUACACCUAGGUGUCAAAGGCCAAGUUACUGAUAAGAAUGGGAAUCCUAUUCCCAACGCCAUCGUGGAAGCCAAAGGAAGGCCACAUGUCUGCCCCUACAGAACAAAUCAACACGGGGAGUACUUCCUUCUCCUUUUGCCUGGGACAUAUGUGAUCAAUGCUACUGUACCAGGAUAUAAAUCCAUGCUGAAGACAGUGGAAAUACCUGACAACACUGGAAACUUCAGUGCUGUGAAACAGGAUUUCUCUUUUCCAGAGGUCUCAGAUAAGAUCAGCUCGAAAGUUACUUCAUGUCCCAAAACUCCCCUCUACCAAGAGCUCUCACGGGCUUCAGCUGCAGUAAAACCAACCGUACAUCUCUUGGUUUUAAUGACCGUUGUGCUUGCAAUUUUCAAAUAAAGUCAGGAAUGACAAAGGCAAAGGCAAAAUCUUCCUGCACAAAUGUGGCUUUUGAGAGAAGGAAUUGUAUAUGCAAAAGAAAGUAUGUUUUUAUAAACCAGAUUCUCAGAUUCACAAUCAUGUUUACUGUAUUUUGUAAAAUACUGGUUUGACAAUUGAAUGUUUUACUUUACUUAUAGUAGACAUAUUUUUAAUUGUAACAGACUAUCAUAUUUUUCUAUGUAAAUAUUUUACUCUGAAGAAAUUUCCUACACUCUAUGCUGAUAACUGUAGAAUUUUGAUGCAGAAAAUACAAAUACAUUUUGAAGAUUUUUCCUAAAUUCCAAAACACUGAGAAUUGUACUGCAAUGUUUCAUGCAAGCUCAGGUGCCACACAACUGUAAGUCAUCAGCUCAAUACUAAUUUCUCAUAAUAAAGCCACUGCUAUAAAUGAAGAAUGGCAUUUCUAUAUAUGCUCUUUCUUACCUGGACAGAUGAGAUGGCUCAGGGCUCAAAUGAGGUAAAGGCCAGUGACACAGACGUGUUUAAGACAAGAAGAUGAAAAUGAAAUGUGAGUAUCUACCAAAGGGCUGUGAUGUGGAAGCUGGCUGAUAAUCCACACCAACAGGGAAAAGGGAGGAAUUUGUGGCUCUGAAAACCACGUUCUCCUAUGGCAGAGCUGCUGAAAGCAAUGUGGAAAGAGUCACUGACAGCUUUAUACUGUGUCCAUUUUUAACUGAAUUUGUUGUGGCACAGAACCACAUACAAUUCAGAAUUCUUUGAAUAGUUCCAGCAAUGGCUUUAUACUGUUUCAACAGCCUCACAGCCCUGCUGCUUGCACUGCUGGGACUGCUUAACAGCCUUGCCAGGAGCUGGCAGUCACAUCAGCAAGGCACCAGCCAGCUCCAGUCACAGAGGGUGCUUUCACUGCCCCCCUGGCUAGGCUGUACUGCAGGCAGGAUUAGCAGGUUCCUUUCGCCUGGCCAGUUGUGAGUCAUUUUCAGAGCCCUUUGAAGCUGCCCAAUUAACAGAAAAUUUUUCAAGAAAAGCCAGUUAGUACCAUCUCCUGAGUUUAUUUUAAAGCUUUAUCUGCCAGUAAUUUUCUUGAGCAAUUUCAAAAGUAAACCAGCAAAGAUUAUCUUUGGAAACAUCAAUCUUUUCCUGUAUACAGUAAAUAAAAAAUGCAGGAAUUCAGUUAAUCCUUUAAUGCCUUUUAAAAUCUCUCCUGAGGCAUUGCUGCCUGUCACACCAAGCCCUUCCAGCUGGGCUGUGGCACUUGGGCAUCAGCCACUUGUCUGCCAGACAGCCACAUGCAGUGUGCAAAUCCACCUCAGAACUUGAAACAGCAAUACCAAUAGCAAUGAGGGCUCUGUGCAAGAGACUGGUGUUUGAGUAUUUCCCUCAUAUCCAUUUGCAUUUUCUACCUUUCCUCACCCUCUGAUCCACUGUGGGUUGUUUACCACACAGAGAAGUAAUUAUCCACUAAAUCCCAUCACUGCUCCUGCCACUUGUAGCAGGAAGAACGAGAGAUUCCUAGAGUUAAAAUCUCCCAAACCAAAGAAAUCUGACAGAAGUCAGCAGUCCAGCAGCUGAGUGGGGGCAGAAAAAGCCUGUGUGCUGGUUCACAAAAGUAAGAAUCUGUGUGAAAACAAAGUGCCAGAACUUCUAACAAUCAAGUAAUUGACAUGGAAAAAAAAAAGAGCACCAUGGAGUAUAUAAACAAAUCUUUAUUUAAAGCUUUUAAAUGGAACACAGUACUCAAUUUUCAUCAGAAAAGGAAAAACUGAAAACUGAAAGAUAAAUGCAAGACACGUGGAACUCCUCAUAAAUGGGUCUAUACGGUGUGCAAUUGGAGUGGAUACUUGCAUUUUAAUGAUUACUGACUGUGGUCAUACAAGCACUGGGUAGCUGAAAAGUAAUGCACCAGGUCAAGCUCUUGAAAGCAUGUUGCAUAGUUAUUUAAAUUCUCUAUGAGCUACUCUAUUCAACAGUCAUCCCAGCUAUGUGUAGUCAGACAACAAAGACUCUGGUUUUAGAAAAGCUAUUGGUAUUUUAGGUAUAAAUUAGUCAUCAUCCUGACAGCCACUACUGUGGCUCAAGACCAAGAACCAUCCCUUAAAAGUAGGCUGUUAAGCUGAAAAUAUCUACUCAAAAGGGGAGCCACCACCUUUUUAAGUAUCACUGACAAAUUUCACAUGUAUAAUAUAGGUCUAGAUACACCAAAGAACCAUUCACUUGAAGCUUUCAGUGCAUCUAUGCUAAAAAAAAAAAAAAAAAAACCUAAAUAAACCCCCACACUGUAGUUAAAAGCAACAAUUUUUCAUGUUCCAUAAGUGCAAUCCACUAUUAAAACCUCAAGCUGGGUUUUGUGCUUUGCUUGUGCAACGUUUAAAGCACAAGCUGUGCCUUGGACUCCGGUGUGGAGGAGCUGGAAAGGCAGGGCAGGGCAAGGAAUCCCCUGGAAAGGAGAGGGCUGAUGCUCCAGCGAGGACCAAGGCUGCCCUACAGCCCCUCCAUGACAACACUGCCUCUCCUCAAGUCCCCUCAACUGCCCAAUAUAAUCCUCCCCACAGGAAAACCUCACAACAGCAAAUGCCCCUUUUCAGGCCAAAUGCUGCACAACAAAAUGCUGCACCUUCCUGGGAUAAGGGAUAACUCCUGCCCCACCAUGUGUGUGCUAAGUUAAUGUGCUGAAUAAAUUACCUGCUUUAAAAUUAUAAACUCUACCUAAUGUUACACCCCAACACAACAGCAGCCUUAGAUUAAGAUGGAGAAGAAAAAAAUCUUCACCCCUAUUUCCAUCCUAUUUAUUCAGUUUCAUUAGGGUCUUAAUAAUUUUCUAAUCUCUCUUUUCUAAGAUACAUUUUUCUGAAACAAUUCUUCUUGUUGACACUCUCUGUAAGAACGAGGAAUUUUUCUCUUCCUCAUAUUAGUCAUAAGAGAAAAAAAUCUGAAAAAAAUCUUCAUACCCACAGAUGCCUCAGAGACAGCAACAUUUGAACAAAUGUACAGCAAACAGAACUCUGAUAAAAUCGUACCACACUCUUAAAAGGAAUGUAAGCUUUUCAUCAGUGAGCAUUUUGAAGCACCUUUACCUUUUCUAAAUCAUCUUCUAAGGGGAGAGGCACAGGACGGCACAGCCCACGAUCCUGCUGGUGUGAGGUGGAUUGCAAUACUAACAUAAUGGCAAUACUAACAAAUAGGUAAAUAGUUAAAGACUUGUAUUUAAGCAAAAAGUAGGUUUAUUGUACUUUCUAAAAAAAAAUAGGUUGCAUCCUGCAACGUUCAUGGUCGUGUCCAAAGGCAAAAGCCAUUUGCCCCUUUGCAAAUUAACCUGAAAGCCGCUCAUCACCAUCCUGUAUCUCCUGGACCAUCACCCCAACGUUACCAGCACCCAGAAGCAGUCAGUCAGCUCCUUGCCUGUACUGAGGGAUGCAAAAGCAUUCCAAAGGAAAGCAAAACACCACCAAAAUAUUUUCACUAAGCUGAGGUUGGACCAGCACCUUCUCUAUUCAAUAAACCUUGUUCAGGUUCAAUGCAGAAGUUGUUUUAAGGGAAGGAAAAAAACCCCAUAGACAUAAAUCUCCCUUCUCAAUAUAAUACGAGUAUUUCUCUGAAUUUUAAUGCUACAUUUCUUAAAAUAGUCCUCUUGUGCCUGUGAUUUACUAAAUAAGCAUAUUUAUAUAACUACACAUGUAGCAGUAGACUAAUUCAAUAAAUUAGAGCUCAAAACAUCAACUGUGAGCACAAGUAUAUUUACAAACAGCAAUAAAUUAUUGAUUAAAAUCUGUAGGAUAUUAUAUGAGGAUCUCUGACGUUUUGUACCAGUGUUUAAGGGCCAGAACCAGCAGGGUGCUCACUGCUCGUGCCCACACAGGAGACAGGGUGGAGGCAGAGCCCAAGGAGUCCCCAUAGGAGCCACUGUGCCACAGCCCCGGGCACCAGCCCUGCACUGCACUGGCCUGCCAGUGUCCCCUGCAGGAACAGGCAUCAAUUCCCAUCACUUCCACUUGGAAGGCAUGCACCCACACCAAACAAUUCAAAGUUGCACUAGAAGUCAUUAAGAAUAAUAUUAGGCCAUAGAAUGUAACUCAAACCAAAAUACUCGAUACAGUGAUUUGCAGAUGCAGAAAUGAAAAUGGCCCAUUUCCUCCCCACUGGAGCGAGUGGAAGGUAUUUCCAGGGCUAUUCUCUGCAACAGAAGGCAUGUGACUGGAAAGGAUUGCUGAGAGGGACGGCACAAUUUGUCCCAACAGGAAGAAGACAAGGACAGCUGCUCCCCCAGCAUGCAGUUACACAGCCAGGGCAGCCCCUGCAGAGAAGGCAUCGUGCUGAGACAGGGGGAGACACGGGAGACAAUGCAGCGGACAAAGCUUCAUAAGAACAAGAUGAAACUUUUUAGGUACAAUUCCCAUGUUGUUGAUGCUUCUGCAUAUACACAUCUAUAAUUAUCUCUCACCUGCAGGUGCAAUGAAGAGCCUCGGCAAGCCUCACAGCACCUAAGUUUAUCAAAUCAAAAAUUUUAAAAAAACCCAUUAAUAGGAAGUGCAAAGUAAGGCAAGUAGCUCUGUAAUAGCAUCUCUCUUUGAAAAAACUAGCUAUCUGCCCAAAAACUAGCUAUCUGAGGCUCAAGGAUUAUCAAAUCCUAUAAAAACCAUGAAAGGUUUCUGCUGAUCAAAAAACUUCCAAAACUUCAAGCUACCUGAUGUCCCUGUCCAAAUUGCAGGAGGCAAGAAACUUGCAAGUAAGAACGUGAAUGAAUACAACUGGAGUUUAUAUUUUGUAUACUUAAAAUGAACUGUGUUAGAACUUGGAUGCACCACUUUCUUUCACUAGCAACAAAAUAACUAAAAAAAAAAAAAAA